GUCGGCAUGAACAACAUGGGGCCGAUGAGCCCGAUGGGGGGGCCCCGAGCACAGAGCCCCGGACCGAGAUUCAUGAGCCCUCCGCCGCUGCAAGGACCUGGACAGUACCCUCCGAGUCCUGGGUUUGCCCAACCUAUGCAGUUGCCCAUGAGGAUGCAAAGUCCUGGCCCGGGAGCCCCAAUGCGGAUGGGCAGCCCGGGUCCUGGAGCUGGGCCGAUGCGUAUGGCCUCUCCUGGUCCGGGGCAGGGGCCCAUGAGGAUGGCAUCCCCGGGACCAGGCCAGGGACCGAUGAGGAUGGCGUCGCCGGGCCCUGGGAGGAUGGCCUCUCCUGGACCUGGACAGGGAUUCAACAGGCAGAUGACGCUGCCGUCGCCAGGUCAAUACAUACCUAUGCAGCCUGGGACGCCUGGGACACCACGUGCACCCAUGCCUCCUUACCACGGGCAGGCCUUCUAGAUGGACAACGCACAAAAGCACACAACAUGACCGCCCCUAUUUUGCCAAUACUCCUUUUUUCUUCUGGUUUUUUUUUUUGUUUUUUGUAUGGAAUCGAAAACAUUGUCUCAUUCAGCCAAGGGGAGAGGGCGGGAGGGUGUGUGUUAUUUUGAGAAAGAGGCACACACACAGAGAGAGAGUAUAACUGGAAAUCGGCCUCAGCAUUUGGGAAGCGAAGAGAAAUCAGCAUAGCAAUGUGUGCAUGGCUUGGAGUGGCCUUUGUGUAUACUGGACAAUUGAUAUUUUAUAUACCUUCUGUGCGCGCAGUCCUCUC
Messenger RNA from Cryphonectria parasitica EP155, 769 nucleotides. RefSeq lists its product as uncharacterized. Lineage: Eukaryota; Fungi; Ascomycota; Sordariomycetes; Diaporthales; Cryphonectriaceae. The record is from RefSeq and is a predicted model, not a curated record. The coding region runs from base 7 to 456 and encodes 149 amino acids. The transcript has a single exon.